Molecule: messenger RNA, 2306 nt
Organism: Oryzias latipes (Japanese medaka)
Lineage: Eukaryota; Metazoa; Chordata; Actinopteri; Beloniformes; Adrianichthyidae
Product: neuronal pentraxin-1
Source: RefSeq, a predicted model, not a curated record
CGGCUCCGCCGCCGCCUCACAGCUUCAGUGGACAGCUCCGUGGUGCUGAAGCCACGCAGACCCUCAGCGCCAGCUCUCCGUUCGUGACUGGAGCCAUGGCGGGAUUCUCGUGGAAACUUUUUCUACUCUCUUCUCUGCUCGUCGUGGAAAGCUCCGCGCAAGACUUUGGACAGACGCAGUUCAUUUGCACGUCGGUGCCCAAAGACAUGGACUUGUGCACAGCCUCCAUGCAGAACAGCGGGCCCGCGGAGGACCUGAAGACCACCAUCAUCCAGCUGCGGGAGACCGUGCUGCAGCAGAAGGAGACUAUCGUGAACCAGAAGGAGACAAUCAGGGAAUUGACGUCCAAGUUGAGCCGCUGCGAGAGUCAGAGCCUCCCGGCUGCUGCGGGACCCGGCGGGAGGCGGCCGGGCUCCAAGAACACCAUGGGGGAUGUAUCUCGGGGCACGACGGAGACUCUGGCCCAGCUGGGACAGACUUUACAGACGCUCAAACAGAGACUGGAGAACCUCGAGCAGUACAGCCGCGGGAAUAACAGCGCGCAGGCGAACAGCCUGAAGGAUCUGCUGCAGAACAAGAUAGACGACAUGGAGAGACAAGUGCUGUCCCGGGUCAACACGCUGGAGGAGAGCAAACCGGGCGCGAGGAACGAGUCCGAGCAGCGGAACAGGGUCGAAUCCACGCUCACGUCCCUGCACCACCGAAUCACUGACCUGGAGAAAGACAAGGACGGCAGGCCCACAGAUAAGUUCCAGCUCACCUUCCCCCUGAGAACCAACUACAUGUAUGCCAAAGCCAAAAUGAGCCUCCCUGAGAUGUACUCCUUCAGUGUGUGUCUGUGGAUCAAGUCCAACGCUUCACCUGGCGUGGGGACGCCUUUUUCCUACGCCGUCCCAGGUCAAGCCAACGAGCUGGUCCUGAUCGAGUGGGGGAACAACCCCAUGGAGUUCCUCAUCAACGACAAGGUUGCAAAGUUGCCGUUCCUCAUCAACGACGGAAAGUGGCAUCACCUGUGCAUCACGUGGACCACUCGAGACGGCAUGUGGGAGGCCUACCAGGACGGAGUACUGCGGGGAAAUGGGGAAAACCUAGCGCCAUACCACCCCAUCAAACCAGACGGAGUGCUGGUGCUGGGACAGGAGCAGGACACGUUGGGAGGAGGCUUCGAUGCGACGCAAGCUUUCGUUGGCGAGCUAGCACACCUAAAUAUCUGGAAUAAGAAACUUUCUAUGGCAGAGAUCUACAACUUGGCAACGUGCAACAGCAAAGCACCAGCCGGCAAUGUCUUCUCUUGGACAGAGAACAACAUUGAAAUAUUUGGUGGAGCAACCAAAUGGACCUUUGAGCCGUGCCGUUCACUCAACUGAACUGUGCUUUCAAGAAAGGCCUCUACGUACUUCUGCGCUUUUGUCGUUCCCAUCUUCCUUUUGUUAGAGACUUCGGUCAGCUUAAAUCUGGGAUUUAUAUUAGCUAUUUAACAUCUCGAGGGACUCUGAAUCCACGCCCCCUUGGAAGCCUCUGUGAGAAAAUAUUGGCAUUUGCUCUCGUUUUUUUUUCCUUUCUUGGGCGUUGAGUUGAAAGCACACCUCAACUUUUUGUCUGGCUCCUCUGAUCUUGGACGUGCAGCUGGUGACCUCAUGUCUGGCCUGUUGGCGGCGUGAUGCUGUCCGCCCCAAUACCUGUCAGUGUUUCGCGCCGUGAAGUGAUGUCUAAUGUGGUACAGCUCUCAGUGAAACCCAUCUGCCACAACGACCCCUCGUCUCCUGCUCUGUCCUUCACUUUACCCCCCCCGGAACUUGCACUGUGACCGACUGAAGAAGAAUGCCGGAAGAGGAGGGUACGAUGAAAGACGCCGCAAGGUCAAUUCGUUAUCAUCGUGCGCUUCAAGUGUUUCUGUGAGAAUGUCGUCAAAACUUGCCAACAUCGCUACGAAGCCUGGGUGCCUUGGGCUGGUUUCUAGUAUUCAGCACAUUCAGUAUGUUUUCAGUUGCGAACUCAGUGUGUACUCUUUUCUUCUUCCUUUCAAAGCUGGAUUUAUUCUCUGGUUCCCUUUCUCUGGUUGGUAAAUGUACUUUCAUUUGACUGACAUGAUGUGUUUUGGCAGGUGUUUGUACUCCUCUGUAUUAGGAAUGUUACCGUGUCUGUAGAGUAACAGCAUGAAUGACGGAGUGCUGUGAAAGCAUUGUUGAAGUCUGCUUUACAAUCUUCUCUGGGUCUGGGUUUUUUACUGUAUUGUUAUAUGCUCCAAGCAUGGCAAAACUGAGAGAUGAAGAAUUUAAUUUUUGUAAUAAAAUUGUGAUACCUGA